UUUAUCAUUUAAACUGCAGUUAUCUUUUCGCGCGGUUGUCAAGCGCGUGCACAAACCCAACAAACAUAAAUAUAAUGGGUGGUAACUAUUCCGCUAUGGACCCGAUGGACGUAGCUGUCCCCGACUUAGAUAAAUUAUUCGAACGUGAUGGAUAUUUGAAACCAUACGAACGUGAAAUUCGCAGGCGAUAUGGGUGCUUCAAGGACCUAUGGGAACGCAUCGAGACCUGGGACGGAGGGUUAGAAGCGUUCACCACUGGAUAUAAAUAUUUCGGGCCGCAGUUCAACUCUGACGGAUCUGUUACUUGGCGGGAAUGGGCGCCGGGUGCUCACUCAUUGCAUCUGCAAGGAGAGUUCAAUGGCUGGAAUUCAAAAAGUCAUCCAUUCAAAAAGUUGGAGUAUGGGAAAUGGGAGUUGCAUAUCCCAGCUGAGGCGGGUGGUUACGCGUUAAAACAUGGAAGCCGUGUACAAAUUAUUGUCAACGAACAUCUAUACAGGGUGUCUCCUUGGGCGAGCUAUGUUAAACCAUUCGAGGGAUUUACUUACCAACAAUUUAUUUAUAAACCGGAACAGCCAUACCAGUUCAAACAUCCAAAAGUGGAUAGACCGAAAUCACUGCGUAUUUACGAGAGUCACGUCGGCAUCGCCACUCCAGAGGGCAGAGUGGGGACUUACACUGAAUUCAAAGACAACGUGCUACCUAGGAUAAAGAAGCAAGGCUACAAUGCGAUACAAUUAAUGGCUAUAAUGGAGCACGCGUACUACGCCUCCUUUGGAUAUCAAGUCACCAGUUUCUUCGCCACGAGCAGUCGUUACGGCACGCCGUGCGAGCUGAAGCAGCUGAUAGACCGCGCUCACGAGCUGGGGCUGUACGUGCUGCUGGACGUGGUGCACUCGCACGCCUCCAAGAACACGCUGGACGGACUCAACGAGUUCGAUGGCACCAACGCCUGCUACUUCCACGACGGCCCGCGCGGCACACACACACUCUGGGAUAGUAGACUGUUUAAUUACUCAGAAACCGAGGUGCUAAGAUUUCUGCUAUCGAAUCUGAGGUGGUAUCAAGAGGAGUACAUGUUUGAUGGAUUUAGGUUCGACGGCGUGACGUCAAUGUUGUACCACAGCCGCGGCAUCGGGCAGGGCUUCUCCGGACACUACGACGAGUACUACGGCCUCAACGUCGACACGGAGGCCCUCGUCUACCUCAUGCUGGCCAACGAGCUGGUGCACCGCCUGGACAGCCGGGCCAUCACCAUCGCUGAAGAUGUGUCAGGAAUGCCAGCAUCAGGUCGGCCAGUGCGCGAGGGCGGCACCGGCUUCGACUACCGGCUGGGCAUGGCCAUACCCGACAUGUGGAUCAAGCUGCUGAAGGAGGAACGCGACGAGGACUGGAAGAUGGGCCACAUCGUGCACACUCUUACCAACAGACGCUGGAUGGAGGGCACCGUCGCGUAUGCAGAGAGCCAUGACCAGGCGCUGGUGGGCGACAAGACGAUCGCGUUCUGGCUGAUGGACGCGGCCAUGUACAGCCACAUGAGCUCGCUGAGCGCGCCCAGCGCCGCCGUGGAGCGCGGCCUCGCGCUGCACUGCGCCAUCCGCCUCAUCACGCACGCGCUCGGCGGGGAGGCCUAUCUCAACUUUAUUGGCAAUGAAUUCGGUCACCCCGAAUGGCUGGACUUCCCGCGCGCUGGUAACAACUCCUCGUACCACUACGCGCGCCGCCAGUGGAACUUGGUGGACGACGACCUCCUCAAGUACAAGUUCCUGAACGAAUUCGACCGCGAUAUGAACAUGCUCGAAGAGAAAUACGGCUGGCUCAGAUCUGAUCCGGGUUUUGUAUCAUGCAAACAUGAAGGUGACAAAGUAAUUGCAUUUGAGAGGGCUGGUCUUCUAUUUGUCUUCAAUUUCCAUCCAUCGCAGAGUUUCACAGACUACAGGGUCGGUGUGAAUGUGCCAGGGAAAUACCAAGCGGUGCUAUGUUCUGAUAGUAAGAAGUAUGGUGGAUUCGGACGGAUAGAGCCAGAAGGGGAAUUCCAUUUCACACAAAAUAUACCCUGGGGCAAUCGUAAUGAUUCAAUACAGGUCUAUAUCCCCUGCCGCACAGCUAUUGUCUAUGCUCGAAGUGAUUAAAUUUCCUUUCAUUAACAACAAGUGAUAUGUUCAUCAUAUUUUUGCUCAAUUUUAUUUUGCUGUACUUGUGCUUGCCAUAUAAAAGUGUAGUUGUUACAUUUAUAUA
This is a messenger RNA of Papilio polytes (common Mormon), 2235 nucleotides long. It is a transcript of the gene AGBE, whose product is annotated as 1,4-alpha-glucan-branching enzyme. The record is from RefSeq and is a predicted model, not a curated record. NCBI's taxonomy places the organism in Eukaryota, Metazoa, Arthropoda, Insecta, Lepidoptera, Papilionidae. Gene Ontology annotation, cellular component: cytoplasm. Gene Ontology annotation, molecular function: 1,4-alpha-glucan branching enzyme activity; cation binding; hydrolase activity, hydrolyzing O-glycosyl compounds. Gene Ontology annotation, biological process: glycogen biosynthetic process. The coding region runs from base 75 to 2129 and encodes 684 amino acids. The transcript has 13 exons.